Xyrichtys novacula (pearly razorfish) is the source of this 3894-nucleotide messenger RNA. Lineage: Eukaryota; Metazoa; Chordata; Actinopteri; Labriformes; Labridae. The record is from the annotation of a GenBank genome assembly.
AUGUUCGUUUUUAAAUGUUCGUUUAGGUAAGUUUUUAUUCCGAUUUCCUAAUUUAGCCCGAAAAUUUACGCAAACGAUCAACGUUUACACCGUCACGCAAAACCUUAAACUUCCUUUUUAUAUCAAAAUAAAAGCGGUUAACGUGUAUUUUUGUUAUUGUAGACUCAGAAUGUAAAUUUCAAUUAGAUCAAAUUGUCUGUAGUUUUUCUUUCCAUUUAAUUGUGCUUUUUUUUUUUAAAUCGGAUUUUAAAAAAAAACAUAAAAUACGCAAAUCUACCACUGGUGGAAACCAUGGAAACCAGCUUUCGUCGCACGUUUGUGACGUAGUCAAGGCGCGUUUGUUUGUUGAGCACGAGGAUACCAACAUAAAUUUCUUGACUCGUGAAGACGGUGAGUUUACGACAUUUAUAUUGUUUGUUUAGUUAAUUAAACAUUAACGCUUUUGUCGCUAAACUGUGAAAUUAGUACGUUAUAUUGUGGGUAAAUUGCGGUAAUAAACGAAGAGAGCCUUUAAGAAUAGUGAAACGGUAACAAUAUUUGGUGUUUCUCUUCGUUAAGUGAUGAUUUUCUACUGAAACUUAAAGUAAUGUACAUUUUUAAUCAGCCAUACUUUGUACUCUGCGUGUAUUUAUACAUUUAGUCAGAGGCAGGACUCCUGUUUUUCUUGUGGACAGACUGUUUACAUGUCAAAACCAAAGCAAACUGAAGCCAAGAUCUACAGAAAAGACGAAGAAGUUACAAAAAAACAAACAUCUUUUAGAUUUGUGUUAACCCUCCUCCUGUGUUAGGUUCUGUACCAACCUGUUUUUGUUUUAAAAUGCUUAAAAGAACCACAUAAAUUAGUUUAUUUGCAUCAAGACUUUUUGACUCUGGCAGGAACCUCUAUUUCAACAAAAUAAAAAUAAAAGAUUAAAUAGAAUAAAUGAUAAAACUCUCUUAUUAAAAUUAUGACACUUUUUAUGUCAGGAUCGCUGUUGACCCGGUUAGAUUAAUAUCUAAUGAUAAGAGCAAAAAUUAAAAUCAUAUGUGCACUGAGAUUUAGGAAAUUCUCACUUUGCCAGGUUUUUCCCUGCGCAAGAAACAACGUCGAGCAUGUCCAGACAUGUGAGAUUAAUUCAGUAUAGAUGUCUGUGUGAGGGGUAUACUGACCCAGAAAGGUCCAGAGGCCCACUACAAAACCUAUUACAAACAAAAUUUUCAUGGAUAAUGACGCCUAACAAGGUAACUUAGAGAUGAGAACCAAAUUGGAUGAUAGAGAAUUGUUUUUAGUGUAAUUUACAGCUGCGCAGUAAAAGCUAACACAGGAGGAAGGUUAAGUGUGUUUGUGCCAUAUAUUAUCUGUCAUUUGUAAGCCUUGUGUUUAUUUGAGCCGUAAAACACUGUCUGAAAUGUUAGAACCAAUCAUGUUGUGAACUGUUAAGUCUUUGUGAUCCCCAGAAGCACCACUUUGGGAUUUCAAACAAGCGAAGAAGAAUGCACAGGAUAAUCCAGAGGCAAAAGAAAUUAGAUUAAAUUCCUCCUGGCAGCUUUACUGAUCAUUUUUCCUCUCCUAGAUAUCAUGGGAAAGAAUAAACAAAAAGGGAAAAAGCAGAAGAAUGUCUUUCAAGUCGCAAACAAGCACUUGAAAGUCAAAAACAAAGCCAAACCGGUCACAACGACACUCAAACACGUAAGAUCUCUGCCGUUUUGUUGUUGUUUUUUGUACACAUGCUCUGUAUUCUCCGUGGUUUGGAGUCAUGUGGCGCCUGCUGUUGUAUUACUUGUGGCUUCACAGAUCAAUGCGGUGAAAAAUGAAAAGGUGGAAAACCUCAAUCAGAUCUUUACAGAAGUCCAGAGGGAUGUUAAGAGCAUUUCGAAGUCUGUCGCUCCUGAGCCAAAGAAACAAACGCAGGUAGAAAUGCAGAGUCACCACAUUUCCAACACUUCAUCAUCACUCAGCCGUUAAAUUUCUAUGAGGUACUAAAUUCAGGUUUUUUUCUCUCCUUUCAGAUUGUCAGAGAGCCGCCGAAGGAACCCGUAAACGUCGACAAUGCAGCUCAGCUCUUCUCACAGCUAUGAUGGACUUUCAAAUGAGACUGCCAUAAACUCGGGGUACAGACACAGUGACUCAUUGAUAUGCUGUAUUUCUGUCCAUGUUGAAUGAUUUCUGACAUUUUAUAUCAAUGUGAGGGCUGCAGACAAGUUUGAAAACAGAAGAUGCUCCUUCUAUGGUGGUAAUAAGAAGGGGGUUUUAAUGAAAACAUUGUGCAUGUUUAAAGCCACAUGGUCUUAUUAACGGUCAGAUGUGUGCGCUGCUUGUUUUGAAAUGUUUUCGAUGGAUAUUUUGCAUAUUUUUUGUGAUAUAUAGACUUAAAUACAAAGUGGUAUACUCUUAAAUUAAAACUAAUGAUCUAAAUAUUUAAAUAUAGAGUAUCUGUUGGUUGUUGAUUGAACUAUAAUAUAUCAGAAAUACUAAAAAGUGACCAACACAGUUUCCAAGAACUCGAGCUGACAUCUUGGCACUUCUUAUUUUUGUCUGGUUGUCCAUGUUUAACCCUCAAAACAUCCUGUUUUCUGUCAUAUAUGGCAGGUCAUGAGGAGAUUGUAACAUGAGAGCAAGUGGAAAAAAAGAAAAUUGAAAAAUAAGUGGUCAAAGCUCCUGUACAGAAUUGGGUUGAAUAAAAAACCCUGUAAAUAAAGCAGUAAACCUUAUUUCUUUCGUGUCAAAAAUUCAUCCUGCAGUAAUUCACUGUAAAAAGAGCUCUCAGAGGAGAUUAUUGUAACCACUGAGUGAAAUGAGAAAAGUAUUUCCGGCUAAGAUUUGCAGUUCUUCUCCUCAUUGUUAAAAUUUCAUGUACCAGACAUUAGACAACUAUAACAGAAAGCGUUGCAGCAGCAUUUGGGAGCAUGUUGCUAAAACCUCCCUAAAAUCAUGAUCCGUACAGUAUGUGGAGUUUGAGUUACGCUACGUUUUCAAUGACUCUGAGUUGCUGUAAGGAAUUAAACCCAUCUAGAGGUGAUUGUGGAUUAUUUUCCUGAUAACAAAGAGCUCUAUUUCAUCAUUUCAUACCAUCGUCUCUGUUUGGAGUGCAGCUGAAGAUGAAGUAUAGAUUUUCUGCUCCACCUGCGAGUGCUGGGCUGUUAUCAGUAUGCUGCGGCUGUAUCCUUCUGCAGCAGCUUGACAUCAGAGGUCAUAGGUGCACCUGUGCUCGGCUGAUUGCUUGUCUCCUCGGUGACCUCUGACUGAGUUAGUUGGUCUAUAAAUCCGGGGCCAAAAGAAAGCAGGACUGAGGCUGGUAAACAAACCGAAACAUGACUGUGCGGACAUAAAUAAGAAUUAGAUUUGAGAUAAGACGCCAUAAUGAAAAUCUCUUAUCUUAGUGUAGAAUUUUAACACUUUACUUUUUCAGUCUGUCCCCUCAGCAAUGACCUCAAGGUGAACUUUCUCUUUUCUUCAUCUGCUUUGUGACUAACAGUAGUCAUCUAUUAUUAAUAGAGUGAUAAUAUUACCACGUCAGAUUGUCAAAUGGAAGCACUCGGGUAUAUCUGAGAUUAGCUUGUGUUUCUGUAUGGAUGAGAAACUGUCUGUGUUUGAUGCUUUGGGAAUGAGAAUGGACUGUGUUUAGAGUGAGCAGAGUGAUGUGAAACAAAGAUUCAAGCCCUGAAAAUAGUGCUAUGAUGAGGUUGAAUUGUGCUGAAAGAUAAUUUAAAACCCUAAACUCAGUUUCCACUAUGACACCAGGUGAUCCACAAAACUUGAAGCAGCUCUUUAACGACUUUUUAAGCGCCACCACAAGCUACCAAUAUUCAUUUUUUUGGUCUAGUAUGUGAGAUAUAAAAGUCUAAGAUGCCUGUGCACUUUUGUUUUGAUAUUUUUGAGCAAUAUAAGUCACAAUAAAUGACCUUAACUUGUCA